This is a messenger RNA of Artibeus jamaicensis (Jamaican fruit-eating bat), 5903 nucleotides long. RefSeq names its product ABL proto-oncogene 1, non-receptor tyrosine kinase (gene ABL1). The record is from RefSeq and is a predicted model, not a curated record. NCBI's taxonomy places the organism in Eukaryota, Metazoa, Chordata, Mammalia, Chiroptera, Phyllostomidae. The transcript is spliced from 11 exons. Gene Ontology annotation, molecular function: ATP binding; non-membrane spanning protein tyrosine kinase activity; protein binding. Gene Ontology annotation, biological process: protein phosphorylation; regulation of apoptotic process. Bases 587 to 4168 code for a protein of 1193 amino acids.
UUCCUGCUCUUCGGAGGCGAGGGCGAGCUCCCGCUGAAGUCGGGGCGACCCGUGUCCUUUUCCGGAGAGCGGGACGGAGGAGCGGCGGCAGCCUUGGCAGGAAAUUUGUCCGAAGAUGAAGAAGCCAGGGGGUGUGUGACCUCCACAGGAAAGGUGCCGCCGCAGCCUCCGAAGACGACCGCCCUUGCCUUUGCGCGUGGGAAGCCAAGUCACUGGAGUGCGACUGAGCCCUCCCCAGCAUCUCCCGUGAAUGUUUCUGUGUAGGCUUUUCUCCUUGAAAGAAGUCGGUGUGCGGCCAGUCAGAGACACUUAAAGUCGAGAAACCUUUGGGUAGCCUUGCGAUCACGUUACUUCCAACAGAUACGCUGCGAAAACAGUGGCACCUCGCGCUCACAGCGCCAGCCGGGCGAAACUGCUUCCUUUGGUGCUGGAGGGUGUCUGGUGGCGCUUGACCUCGAUUACCGACGCGUGGACAUGCGGUCAAUGUGAAAUCCCGCAGGUCCGUGGGCCCUCGUCCCUCUGAGCUCACUGACCAUCCCGGAAGACUUUGAACUCUCUUCUGGAAGGGGAUACCUAUCCUUACUUUAUGGGGCAGCAGCCUGGCAAAGUUCUGGGGGACCAGCGAAGGCCGAGUUUGCCUGCCCUGCACUUCAUCAAAGGCGCAGGGAAGAAGGAGCCGCCCAGACAUGGGGGGCCGCACUGCAACGUGUUUGUGGAACACGAAGCCCUCCAAAGGCCGGUCGCGUCCGACUUCGAGCCCCAAGGCCUGAGCGAGGCAGCUCGCUGGAACUCCAAAGAAAACCUCCUGGCCGGUCCCAGUGAAAACGACCCCAACCUCUUUGUCGCGCUCUACGACUUUGUGGCCAGUGGGGAUAACACUCUCAGCAUCACCAAAGGCGAAAAGCUCCGGGUCCUAGGCUACAAUCACAAUGGGGAGUGGUGUGAAGCCCAGACCAAAAACGGCCAGGGGUGGGUCCCGAGCAACUACAUCACGCCCGUCAACAGCCUGGAGAAGCACUCCUGGUACCACGGGCCGGUGUCGCGCAACGCGGCCGAGUACCUGCUGAGCAGCGGGAUCAACGGCAGCUUCCUGGUGCGGGAGAGCGAGAGCAGCCCCGGGCAGAGGUCCAUCUCGCUGCGGUACGAAGGGAGGGUGUACCACUACCGGAUCAACACCGCUUCUGAUGGCAAGCUCUACGUCUCCUCCGAGAGCCGCUUCAACACUCUGGCCGAGCUGGUCCACCACCACUCCACCGUGGCCGACGGGCUCAUCACCACGCUGCACUACCCAGCCCCCAAGCGCAACAAGCCCACUGUCUACGGCGUGUCCCCCAACUACGACAAGUGGGAGAUGGAGCGCACCGACAUCACCAUGAAGCACAAACUGGGGGGCGGCCAGUACGGCGAGGUGUACGAGGGCGUGUGGAAGAAGUACAGCCUGACUGUGGCCGUGAAGACCCUGAAGGAAGACACCAUGGAGGUGGAAGAGUUCUUGAAGGAGGCCGCGGUGAUGAAGGAGAUCAAGCACCCUAAUCUAGUACAGUUGCUUGGGGUGUGCACCCGGGAGCCGCCAUUCUACAUAAUCACCGAGUUCAUGACCUACGGGAACCUGCUGGACUACCUGAGGGAGUGCAGCCGGCAGGAGGUGGGCGCGGUGGUGCUGCUGUACAUGGCCACGCAGAUCUCGUCGGCCAUGGAGUACCUGGAGAAGAAGAACUUCAUCCACAGAGAUCUUGCUGCCCGAAACUGCCUGGUAGGGGAGAACCACUUGGUGAAGGUGGCUGAUUUCGGCCUGAGCAGGCUAAUGACAGGGGACACCUACACAGCCCACGCCGGGGCCAAAUUCCCGAUCAAGUGGACCGCGCCCGAAAGCCUGGCCUACAACAAGUUCUCCAUCAAGUCCGACGUCUGGGCGUUCGGAGUACUGCUCUGGGAGAUCGCCACCUACGGCAUGUCGCCUUACCCGGGAAUUGACCUGUCCCAGGUGUACGAGCUGCUGGAGAAAGACUAUCGCAUGGAGCGCCCGGAAGGCUGCCCGGAGAAGGUCUACGAACUCAUGCGAGCAUGUUGGCAGUGGAGCCCCUCCGACCGGCCCUCCUUCGCCGAGAUCCACCAGGCCUUCGAAACCAUGUUCCAGGAGUCCAGCAUAUCAGACGAUGACCAUGGUUGCUUUAAAAAGAAAAAGAAAACCGACACACCAAAUGACACCGCCCCUGAUGGCUGCUGGUUUUCAUGGAUUUGUUUUGUUUUGUUUUUGUUUUGUUUUGUUUUGUUUGGGUGGUUCUUAGAAGUGGAAAAGGAGCUGGGGAAAAAAGGCAUGCGGGCAGUUGCCAGUACUUUGCUGCAGGCGCCAGAGCUGCCCACCAAGACACGGACCUGCAGGAGGGCUCCCGAGCACAAGGACGGCGCCGACGCGCCCGAGACGCCCCACGCCAAGGGCCCGGGAGAGCCUGACGCCCCGGACCACGAGCCUGCCGUGUCUCCACUGCUGCCUCGGAAGGACCGCGGCCCCCAGGACGGCGGCCUGAACGAAGACGAACGCCUUCUCCCCAGAGACAAGAAGACCAACCUGUUCAGCGCCUUGAUCAAGAAGAAGAAGAAGACAGCUCCGGCCCCUCCCAAACGCAGCAGCUCCUUCCGGGAGAUGGACGGCCCUCCGGAGCGCAGGGGGGCCGGGGAGGAAGAGGGCCGCGACGUGAGCAACGGAGUGCCUGCUCUCACGCCCUUGGACACCGCCGAGCCAGCCAAGUCCCCAAAGGCCAGCAGCGGGGCUGCCGUCCCCAACGGAGCCUUUCGGGAGUCAGGGGGUUCAGGCUUCCGGUCUCCCCACCUGUGGAAAAAGUCCAGCACGCUGACCAGCAGCCGGUUAGCAGCCGGCGAAGACGAUGGUGGCGGCAGCUCCAGCAAGCGCUUCCUGCGGUCCUGCUCUGCCUCCUGCGUGCCCCACGGGGCCAGGGACACAGAGUGGAGGUCGGUCACGCUGCCUCGGGACCUGCAGUCCACCGGGAGGCAGUUCGACUCGUCCACGUUCGGAGGACACAAAAGCGAGAAGCCAGCUCUGCCCCGAAAGCGGGCGAGUGAGAGCAGGUCUGACCAGGUGGCCAGGGGCACGGUGACGCCCCCACCCAGGCUGGCAAAGAAGUCGGAGGAAGCAGCUGACGAGGUCUUCAAAGACGUGGCGGAGUCCAGCCCAGGCUCCAGCCCUCCCAGUCUGACUCCGAAACUCCUCCGAAGGCAGGCGGUGGCCUCUGCCGCUGGUCUGCCCCACAAGGAGGAGGCCGGGAAGUCCCCCGCCCUGGGGACACCUGCCGCAGCUGAGCCAGGGACCUCCGCCAGCCGAGCAGGGCCGAGCGCUUCCGGAGGAGCCAGCAGGGCCCCCGCCGAGGAGUCCAGAGUGAGGAGGCACAAGCCCCCCUCCGAGUCCCCGGGGAGAGACAAGGGGAAGCUGUCCAAGUUCAAGCCUGCCCCGCCGCCCCCGCCGCCGGCCUCUGUCGGAAAAGCCGGGAAGCCCUCUCAGAGCCCCUGCCAGGAAGCAGCCGGGGAGGCAGGCGCCAGCGGGAAGGCGAAGCCCACGGCUGUGGUUGUAGAAGUGGUAAACAGUGACGCUGCCAAACCCAGCCAGCUGGGCGAGGGCGUCAGAAAGCCUGUGCUCCCUGCCAUGCCAAAGCCCCAGUCAUCCACCAAGCCGGCGGGAACCCCCGCCAGCCCCGUCCCCACUCCCUCCACUUUGCCGUCAGCAUCCUCCGCCCUGGCAGGGGACCAGCCAUCCUCCACUGCCUUCAUCCCGCUCAUAUCAACACGCGUGUCUCUUCGGAAAACCCGCCAGCCUCCCGAGCGCAUCGCCAGUGGCACCAUCACCAAGGGUGUGGUCCUGGACGGCACCGAGGCCCUGUGCCUGGCCAUCUCCAAGAACUCCGAGCAGAUGGCCAGCCACAGCGCCGUGCUGGAGGCCGGCAAAAACCUCUACACCUUCUGUGUCAGCUACGUGGACUCCAUCCAGCAAAUGAGGAACAAGUUUGCCUUCCGCGAGGCCAUCAACAAACUGGAGAACAAUCUCCGGGAGCUUCAGAUCUGCCCGGCAACAGCGGGGAGUGGCCCGGCCGCCACUCAGGACUUCAGCAAACUCCUCAGCUCGGUGAAGGAGAUCAGCGACAUCGUGCAGAGGUAGCAGCAGCCCAGUGUCAGGCCCACGGGGCCGCCUGCCAUGCAUAAGGGCUCCCCUGUGCCCGCGAUGGUGGCCAACACAGGACCGGCACUCGGGACCUUGGCCCAGAGCCGAGGGCCACCGUGGAGCACACACGACCCUGCCACCUGCGUCGGCACCAGCUGUGCUCCUGCACCUUCCGCCAGCCGGGAAGAUGGGGGAGCGCUUUGCCCGCCGCGUUCCUUCCUGGAGGACUUCCCUGGGCUGUGCCACCUUCUCCGGUCUCCCCAAGAACAAGUGCUCUGAGUGGGCACUGUGUCACCAGGCCUCAGGAACUGUCACCUUCACUCAGCUGCCGAGGGAGCCUGUGCCCUUGUCCUCCCGUGCCUCCUGUGCUAGGGCACGCUUCCGGAAUGGCAUCCUGGGACGCGCUGCCCGCCGGUCGCCCUGCCCUCCCCCGCUGCCAGGGCCGGUGCCCGCACCUUCGCCUCCUGUGAGGACAACUCUCAUUUUUGGGGGGUGCAUAAAACAGGGUGCUGACACCAACCAGCCUUUGGGCCGGAGGAAGGGGGUGGACUGAAAGGGCUCUGGUGUGGGAGAAGGUUCUGUCACCCUCCCCUGCAGGUCUCGGGGCCCAGUUCCUUGCUCCCCUGUGGCACAUGUUCCUAAUCCCAGGUAGGUAGAAAGCCCAGGGUUAAGGGUGGCAGAGUCGCUGUCCAGCAUGGGGAGCGGGGUGGGGGCUUGUCGGGUGAACAGCUGGUGCUGAGAUGGCCUGGGGCUGGGGCUGGGCCUGGGCAGGUCCUCCCUGGGCCCGGGGUUGCCUGCCAUUGGGAUUUCCAGGUGUCCCGCAAAAGACACUUGGUCUUGGUUUCUGACCGAUCUGCCCUGAACCGAGGGGGCUCCUUGCAGGGCUUUGGCCUUGCGACAAGCCAGUCCUCAGUUUUCUGGAGUUCUUGAAGCGCUUUAAGGCCCUGCCCUCAACACAGCCUCCCCUGGUGCCGAGGCCGGGCACCAGCGCACAAACAGGAGGGAAAGGGCUGGGGCACCGAAGCCCCAGCCAGUGCGGGGCGCGCCUUGUGGACAAAUGUCUAUAAUAACCGCAUGCGACGCUCAGCCAUCAGGGAAGAAGAAAUUCACGAAGAAAUGAAGCCCCAGAAAGUGUCUCGAAGAGCAGGCCUGGUGUACCUUCCCUUGGGCUGCCCAGGACCAGGCUCACGAGGCGGGGGCCAGGUCUCCUUGACCUUGACCUCGAGCAGCUACUGAAGAGUGGGCAGGCACCUGCCGAUGUCCUACUCCAGGCCCAGAAGCGACCCUCGGAGAAAAACCAGGAGAAACCCGCCUCCUGUUCCCCGCGCCUCUCGCGCCUGUGACCUGACCCAGGCCCUGUUCACCCGAACUCGUGUUUCAUUUCCCUGGAUGCUGUCCUCGCAGCGCGUCACCUCUAUGCCCGCCCAGCGCCUCGCAGACGCAGCCACCCGGGCCCUCGCCCGUGUCUGCGAGGUGCCGGGCUCUCACCACACCACAGGCCACUGUUCCGCAUUCAUGUCUUGGCAUUACUUACACUCUUGUAGACUUGCUCUUUUAUAAGUGACGUGUAAAUAGUUCUCCACUCCUCCUUUCCUGGAUGCCUAUGGUCUUUCUCUCUGUCUCUUUUUUUUUUUUGUCCAGUACAUUUUGCUUCUGUGUAUGACUCUGUUUUUGAAUCCAUGUCUCUUCUUGGUAGUAUUUUUUAAAUAAAUGUUUACAAUAUUAGAACUGG